AUGGUCGUUAUUGUGUCGGAUUACCUUGUGACAUCCGUAAGUACCGAAUGCUUCAUUCAAGCGUUUCGUCGGUUCAUAGCCAGAAGAGGUCGGCCAUCUACAGUUUAUUCAGACAACGGCACAAAUUUCGUCGGUACAUCUGCAUUGCUGAAAAAGGUUGACUGGGUAAAGGUAAUUGCUCAGGAAACUUUGCAUCCCAUCACUUGGAAGUUCAUUCCGCCCACUGCUGCUUGGUGGGGCGGAUGGUGGGAGCGUCUAAUCCGCACAGCCAAGAAUUUGAUUGUGAGAGUCUUAGGACAAGCUGCAGUCAAUUACGAAGAGUUACUCACCGUCAUCUGUGAUGUGGAAGCCGUAAUAAACUGUCGACCACUAACUUAUGUGUCAAAUGACUCUGAGGAUCUUCUACCAUUAACGCCUUCCAUGUUCUUACAGGACAUUAAGGUUUCAGGUACAGCAGAUUUGGAUGCUUUAGAUCGAAAUAAACUCUUGGCUCGUCAGCGUUUCUGCCAGGAACUUCGAGAACAAUUUCGUAGCCGUUUCCGCAAGGAGUACCUUGGACAGUUAGUACAAAAGCAUGGACAGACGGACUGUGAAUUAAAAGUUGGAGACAUCGUGCUAAUAGGUUGUGAGAACCUUAAAAGAGUGAACUGGCCAAUUGCUCGUGUCCAAGAACUUUGUACAAGCAGAGAUGGACGUGUAAGAGUUGUAAAAGUGAAAAACUAG
This is a messenger RNA of Stegodyphus dumicola, 723 nucleotides long. RefSeq lists its product as uncharacterized. Lineage: Eukaryota; Metazoa; Arthropoda; Arachnida; Araneae; Eresidae. The record is from RefSeq and is a predicted model, not a curated record.